Messenger RNA from Sinocyclocheilus anshuiensis, 4374 nucleotides. It is a transcript of the gene tp53bp2a, whose product is annotated as tumor protein p53 binding protein, 2a. The coding region runs from base 473 to 3619 and encodes 1048 amino acids. The transcript is spliced from 18 exons. Gene Ontology annotation, molecular function: p53 binding. The record is from RefSeq and is a predicted model, not a curated record. Gene Ontology annotation, biological process: signal transduction; regulation of apoptotic process. NCBI's taxonomy places the organism in Eukaryota, Metazoa, Chordata, Actinopteri, Cypriniformes, Cyprinidae. Gene Ontology annotation, cellular component: nucleus.
UCACUCCCUCCGACCGCAGCAACAGGCGUCCGCCAGAGAACGAGAGGAAAAGCGCUUUGAACUGCAACAAGAGACGCUGAAAACCCGCUUCCACGCGAACUUGUCUUGUCUUCUGAACAUCUGAAUGCUUUUGCGGUAUUUAAAACACUUAAAGGUAUUCGUGAUCCGAUGUUCGCGAACAAAAACUCUCGCGGAAGGAAAGUUUAGGAAGGCCUCUGACGUCACGCCUCUCGGGACUCUCAUCUAAUAGCGUUACAGGAAACAACAACAACAACAACAACAACAACAAUAGCGUUACCUGAAUUUUUAACUCGUUUAAAACCGUAAACAGAUAAGAGUCCGAUCCGGAUUCUCUGGGAAAACAUCGAUCCUCAGCGAAGAUGAUGCCGCUCUGCACAUUCUGCAUGUCUUCUCUCUCCGAACCUGCUGAGGAUCUGAAUCAAGUGUGUUAAAUCAGAGAGAGACGGAGAAAAUGAUGUUCCUGACUGUGUACCUCAGUAACAAUGACCAGCAUUUCACAGAGGUGCCCAUCACGCCUGAGACCGUGUGCCGUGACGUGGUGGAGCUGUGUAAGGAGCCGGGCGACGCCAGCCACCUGGCUGAAGUGUGGAGAGGCUCAGAGCGAGCGAUAGGCGAGAGCGAGAAGAUGAUGGGUCUGCUGCUGCAGUGGGGACAGGAGAGGCCCGAGGUUCGAUUCUUUCUGCGUCAGGGCAGAUCACCCAACCUGCUGACAGACUCCAGGAGCUGGAAUCAGAAGAGGAACGGAGUCAAGAAGCCCACAGACAGACGGCCGGAGAAUGGAGUGAGCAGCCCGUGGAUGGACAUGACUCUCGCAGAGCUGCAGGAGAUGGCUUCCAGACAGCAGCGUCAGAUUGACACCCAGCAGCAGCUCCUGGCCUCCAAGGAGCAGCGCUUGUGUUUCCUGAAGCAGCAGGAGCACAGGCAUCUGCAGACGUCCUCGCAGCAGAAGAAACUGCAGCAUCUGAGGGACGCGGUGGAGAAACAGGAGGCGCAGCUGAAGAUGGUGCGAGCUCUGAAGGGACAGGUGGAGCAGAAGCGCCUCAGCAAUGGGAAACUCGUUGAGCAGGUGGAACAGAUGAACAAUAUAUUCCUUCAGAAGCAGAAAGAGUUGGUAGUCGCCGUGUCUAAAGUGGAAGAACUGAACAAACAGCUGGACACCCUGAAAAAUGGCCAGCUGGAUGCGCUUCACAGUAACCACAGCUCAGUGGCCGAGCUGGACAAACUCUACAGGGAACUACAGAUGAGGAAAAACUUGAACUUGGAGCAGAGCGCUAAACUGCAGCAGCAGAGAGACAACCUGAACAAGAGGAACCAGGAGGUGGACACCAUGGACAGACGAGUCGGUGAGCUGCGAGAUCGCUUGUGGAAGAAGAAAGCAGCCCUUCAGCAGAAAGAGAACCUCCCCGUGAGCUUGCCUUCAGAUGGCCAGACAGCGCAGCAGACAGGACCGGCCCGUGUGGCUGCUGUCGGUCCUUAUAUCCAGUCCUCUACGAUGCCCAGGGGCCCCUUUAAACACACUUACCCAGAAGGCACAGCGACUGUACCACAUCAGGACAAGACCACUCACCCGGACUCAGGCAAGGUGUCCUCAAAGAAGUUUAACUGGAGUUCAGCCGCUACAAAGACAGGCGGUAAUCUUGGGUCGUCCAGUCUGCCACGCAUGGUGACCCAGGCAUCUAAAAACCAAGAUAACACAGAGGUGCUGAAGCGGGACCCCAGGGUGCGCCCGGUCUCCAUGGUUGAGUCCAUUGAUCCACCGGCAACUUCUUUACGGAAGAACCAGAGCAGCGAGGACCUUGCGUCUCCUUACACUCAGAGCGCUGUCAAGAACACAGUCAAGGUUCCUCCUCCAGUUCCAACUAAACCGAAACAGGCCAACCUUCCCUCUGGUGGCCAGAUGGGAUACGGCAAGGGUGCCCUCAGUGCCGGUACCUUCCCUGGGAAGAGUAAACCUUCCACUCAGCAGCUGCCCACUGGAUCCCAGUCUGGUAGUACUUUACCUCUUCCCUCCAAACAGGAGGCUCCCCCAGCUGCCACUGUACACCCCUUCAGCCUCGAGCCUCCUGGGGCCAAAGACUCUGGUGGGCAGGUCCUGCACAAGCCCCAGAUGCUGACCACCAGCUCCAUCUACUCCAUGUACACGCAGCCGCAGGGAGCGCUGAGCCGAGCCCAGAACCAGAACCGUGGCAGCAACUUCAGCAGCGUUUAUGGGAAACCAGUGACCCCCGCAGGCCAGCAGUCUCAAAACCAGCACCCUGAGAACCCAUACCUGGACUCGUCCAGUGGCCCAGAAACAGAGAAGGACCACAGCGCUGGAGGAUCUGAGAGCGAGCGGAUCCCCAGACCUCUCAGUCCCACCAAACUGCUGCCCUUCAUCUCCAACCCCUACCGCUGCCAGAGCGACGCCGACUUAGAGGCUCUCAGGAAGAAACUCUACAACGCACCAAGACCCCUGAAGAAACGCAGCUCCAUCACGGAGCCCGAGGGCCCGUGCGGCCCCAACAUCCAGAAGCUCUUGUACCAGAAGACGACUCUGGCCGCUAUGGAGACCGCAGUGAGUCCUCCUGGAGAAGAGAAGAAGGAGACGCCCGCAGAUCCUCACAGAGCUGAUGAAGCUUCACUUGAGGGAGCAGAGCAGCCUGUUCCUGAGCCAGCGGUAUCCUCAGCCGCCCCAGACACUGACCGAGAGGACAUCCCUCCUCCACCACCUCCACACCCGGCCCCACAGCCCCACGCUUCGUUUUUACCUACACCGCCCCAGCCGGACAGCCCUCCACCUCCACCUCCUGACAGCUUCACGGAGGACUUUCCUCCGUAUCCUCCUCCUCCUUAUCCCAGCGGCGCUGAGCAGGAGAAUCCAGAAGACACGUUCAACAUGAAGCCACCAGAGGUCACCGGCCAGGUUCCCUUCCCACCGGGUAAGAGGACGAACCUGCGUAAGGCCGGAUCCGAGCGCAUCGACCACAGCAUGAGAGUGCACUUCAAUCCUCUGGCUCUGUUACUGGACUCAUCACUGGAGGGAGAGUUUGAUCUGGUGCAGAGGGUCAUUUACGAGGUUGAGGAUCCCAGUCAGCCUAACGAUGAGGGAAUCACGGCGCUGCAUAAUGCAGUGUGUGCCGGCCACACAGAGAUCGUCAAAUUCCUGGUGCAGUUUGGAGUCAAUGUUAAUGCCGCUGACAGUGACGGAUGGACGCCCCUGCACUGCGCCGCGUCCUGUAAUAACGUGCAGGUGUGUAAGUUCCUGGUGGAGUCUGGGGCGGCCGUGUUUGCCAUGACCUACAGCGACAUGCAGACAGCAGCAGACAAGUGUGAGGAGAUGGAGGAGGGAUACGCUCAGUGCUCUCAGUUCCUCUACGGCGUCCAGGAGAAGAUGGGCAUCAUGAACCGAGGGGUGGUGUACGGCCUGUGGGACUACGAGAGCGCGCAGGACGACGAGCCGGCCUUCAAAGAGGGCGACUGCAUGACGGUACUGCGGCGGGAGGACGAGGACGAGACCGAGUGGUGGUGGGUGCACAUGGCCAGCCGAGAGGGAUACGUCCCCCGAAACCUGCUGGGGUUGUAUCCAAGAAUUAAACCUCGUCAGCGGAGUCUGGCUUAAGUGCUUCAGUGAGGAGAACAAAGACCAUCAACGUUAAUAAUCAAUCCAUCAACACUAGUUAACUUCCUCAUGCUGGUUGUAGGACCAUCUACUUGUUUGUCCCAUUUGUAUUGUUGUUGUUGUUUUUUGGUGUUGCUGUUGAUAUGUUACAGUAAUGGCCACUUUGUCUUUUUUUUUUUUUUCCCACAAAACAAUUGAAUAGAAAUUAGCUGUUUAGAAUGUACUUUAUAUUUGUAUAUCAAUAAUUUUUCCACUGAGAAAAAAAAUGUAAUAGUGACCUGUGUUUUGCAUCACAGGUAUUUUGCAUAUGCUGUUCUUUCAGUGCUUUAUUGAAAGGGAAGUGAAAGGAAAUUCAUAGUGUUGGAGAUCUUCUGAAUCGUGGGUAACAUUUUUCUCAUGCACAAUGCUUAACAAAUGAAAUUAACUAGUUGUACAGUGCUAGUAAAGUGGAGUCAGAACAGUGAAUUUCUGGCCCAGUAGUGAAUAUUCAGAUAGUGAGUUACAGUAUGUGUCCGGCACUGAUCUCUCGCUUCAUCCCAUGACGCUCUGAUCCGCAGUGCUGCAAACUGAGAUGAGCACAAGAUGGGUAUAUUCAUUUUGACAGACACGGCUUACAUGAUACAUUAUUUUCCUCUGUUCAGCAAAUAUAACCUGCAUUUUUACAUCUUCAUCCUCAUGAGUUAUUGGACAAAUCAGCUGGAGGUUUAACAUGAUCAAAAAAAAUAAUUAAACACUGUGAGCUGAGUUCUCAUGAA